AUGAGGACGUCGCGCCUCUCCAAGGAGACCUCGGCCAUCUUCAAAGCCAGCACCUCGCCACCACCUCCGCGCCGCACGACGCGCUCCUCCCUCGCCCGGUUCGCCUACACGACCGGCUCCGCAGCGCCUGACACCUCGCUCCAGGACAUCGUUCUCGGCAACGACAUUGAGGAUGCCGUUACGAGCCCGCCUCGCAGGAAACGGAGGAGGGUGGCGGCGGCGGACGACGCACCGAGCGCCACCACCAAGAUCGAGACCGAAGAAGCCGAUGUCAUAUCUACGAAACCUACAAAGCCCAAGAGGGAGAGGAAGCCGGCGCGUGUGAUCAAAGGCGAGGACAUCCGCGUGGAGCCCCCGUCUGACUGGGAGGAGAUGUACAACCAGGUCAAGGAGAUGCGUCUCCACGGCGCGGCGAAGGACGCGGCCGUGGACACGAUGGGCUGUGAGAGACUUUUCCAUCCCGACGCUUCCGAGCGGGAUAGGCGGUUUCACAUCCUCAUUGCGCUGAUGCUUUCGAGCCAGACCAAGGACACGGUGAAUGCCGUAGCGAUGAAGAGGUUGAUGACGGAGCUGCCUCCGCAUAGAGAGGGUGCGGAGGGUGGUUUGUGUCUGGAAAAUAUCUUGGCCGUGGAACCUGACAAGUUGAACGAGCUGAUCUGGGCGGUUGGCUUUCACAAUAACAAGACCAAGUCAGUAAUCAUGAGUGAUGCUUCUCUAAGCAAUGUUGACGGGAUUAGGUAUAUCAAAGCCGCGGCCGAGAUCCUUCGCGAUAAGUUCGACGGCGACGUCCCCGACACGAUAGAAGGGUUGACCUCUCUACCGGGCGUAGGUCCGAAGAUGGGAUAUCUGUGUCUCUCGGCUGCGUGGGACAAGACGGAGGGUAUUGGCGUGGACGUCCACGUGCACCGCAUUACCAACCUCUGGGGCUGGCACAAGACAACGCAGCCUGAAGGGACGAGAAUGGCGUUACAGAGUUGGCUCCCGAAGGACAAAUGGCGUGAAAUUAACUGGCUGCUUGUCGGCCUCGGACAGACUGUUUGCUUGCCCGUCGGGAGAAAGUGCGGAGAUUGCCAGCUCGGAUUGAAGGGCUUGUGUAAGGCGGCGGAGAGGAAGAAGGUAACCGAGGGUCGCAAAGCGAGGGAGGUCAAGAUCGAAGUCGGAGACGAUACAGUCAUCAAGACGGAGGAGAUUGUCGAGGAAGUCGUGAAGAAGGAGAUCGUAGAACCGACAGGCGUGCCGGUGCCGGAGGUAGCGCCGGAAGCGACUGAGCUGGUCGGAGCGGGAGCGCCGAAAAGGAGGCGCGGAAAAGUAGUUUGA
Molecule: messenger RNA, 1317 nt
Organism: Colletotrichum aenigma
Lineage: Eukaryota; Fungi; Ascomycota; Sordariomycetes; Glomerellales; Glomerellaceae
Product: Endonuclease III-like protein
Exons: 1
Coding region: 1-1317 (438 amino acids)
Biological process (GO): base-excision repair, AP site formation; base-excision repair; nucleotide-excision repair
Cellular component (GO): nucleus
Molecular function (GO): DNA binding; oxidized pyrimidine nucleobase lesion DNA N-glycosylase activity; DNA-(apurinic or apyrimidinic site) endonuclease activity
Source: RefSeq, a predicted model, not a curated record